GUUUUCGUUUUUAGUUUUCAUUUGCUUAUUCGGUCGUCGACCAAGAUGACUUCCCGAAAAAUGUUACUGGCUGAAAGUGCUUCUUUAAUUGAUAUUAAAGUAAAUUUAGUUAAGAACCGUUUAUGGGUUCACGAAAUAAAUAAGCAUAGGCUAUCUGAAGGGGAAUUUCAUACACUAUUCAGUAAAUUAAAAAAUCAUCCAGUCAAAUUUUUUGAGUACUGUCGCAUGAGUGAACCUACUUUUUAUAUAAUUUUGGAAGCUAUAAGAAGCGAAAUCGAAAAAGAAGACACCAACUUCCGAAGAGCAAUACCUGUAGAAGAAAGGCUAUUUCUUACAUUGAGGUAUUUAUCAACUGGAUGCAGUUUCAGAAGCUUAGCUUUUACUUUUCGUAUGGGUAAAACAAGUGUUGCGAGAAUUGUAGUGGAGACAUGUGAAGCUAUUUGGAACAAAUUGUCUACAGAUUAUAUACCGGAACCAACGAGUGAUGACUGGAAAGCGAAUGCAAAUGAUUUUUGUACUAAAUGGAACUUUCCUAAUUGCCUCGGAAGUAUAGAUGGCAAACAUAUACGAAUCGACCAACCUCAACAUUUUGGGUCGAUGUAUUACAAUUAUAAACAUUUUUUUUCAAUAAAUUUAUUUGCGAUUUCCGACGCUAAUUAUAAGUUUAUAGCAGUGGACAUUGGUGCAUAUGGUAGAGAAAGUGAUGGUGGAGUUUUAAGAAAUUCAGUAUUUUUCAAAAAACUCCAACAAAAUCAACUAAAUAUUCCAGAAGAUGUGGAACUACCCAAUACCAACAUUAAAGCACCAUAUACAUUUAUAGGUGAUGAAGCGUUCCCCCUUUUAACAAAUUUAUUACGACCUUAUCCUGGAAAGCAACUUUUGAAUGACCAAAAAAAGAAAAUAUUUAAUUACAGACUAUCAAGAGCCAGGCGUACGGUUGAAAAUUCAUUUGGAAUUUUAUCGUCAAAGUGGAGGAUAUUAAACAAGGCAAUUGAAACAAACGUUGAGCACGCCAUCACAAUUACAAAGGCAGUAUGUGUUUUGCACAACUUAGUAUUGAAACACGAUCAACUAAGCAAUCCAAUUGAUAAUUUGGAAGAACAUACGACUAUAUUCAAGAACACUGUAGGUAGACAAAAUAAUAGAUUUGGAAGAUUAGCAAAAGAUUCAAGGGAACUAUUCACUGAAUAUUUUAGUAGUGAGGCUGGUUCUGUUCCUUGGCAAUUGGACUAUAUAUAAAUGCUUCAUUUUAAAUAUUUUACUACCUACAUAUUCUACUAUAAUUAUUUAUUUUGUAAUUUUAAAAUGUAUACUUUGUAUUUAGUAUUGAAAUAAAUAUGCU
Myzus persicae (green peach aphid) is the source of this 1342-nucleotide messenger RNA. RefSeq names its product protein ALP1-like. Lineage: Eukaryota; Metazoa; Arthropoda; Insecta; Hemiptera; Aphididae. The transcript has 2 exons. The record is from RefSeq and is a predicted model, not a curated record. The coding region runs from base 46 to 1239 and encodes 397 amino acids.